Messenger RNA from Sesamum indicum (sesame), 630 nucleotides. The record is from RefSeq and is a predicted model, not a curated record. Lineage: Eukaryota; Viridiplantae; Streptophyta; Magnoliopsida; Lamiales; Pedaliaceae.
UCCGUCAGGAAGCCUACCAGAGGAGCUAAAAUCCACUGCGCCCUGCACUCCCCCUCAGUUCUCACUUUGCCCAAACGCCCCUUCCAAACACCCACACUUCCCAAAACUGAUUCCCCUGCUCACCCGCCGGCGCCACCGCUCCCGCCGCACUGGAACUUACUACAAAAAGCGGCUGCCCAAGCGCUCGACGCGAUGGAGAGCGCGUUGGUCUCACGCGAGCGCCAACACCCUCUUCCCAAAACCGCCGACCCUCGCGUCCAAAUUGCCGGAAAUUUUGCUCCGGUGCCGGAGCAGCCCGUACGCCAUAACCUCCCCGUCACCGGCACUAUUCCAGAAUGCAUUAACGGCGUUUAUGUGAGAAACGGCGCCAACCCUUUACACGAGCCACUCGGCGGCCACCACCUCUUUGACGGCGACGGCAUGAUCCACGCCGUCGCCCUCAACGGCGGAAAUUCCGCUAGCUAUGCUUGUCGGUUCACCGAGACACAAAGGCUGGUCCAAGAACGUGACUUGGGCCGGCCCGUUUUCCCGAAAGCCAUCGGGGAACUCCACGGGCAUUUGGGCAUAGCCCGACUAAUGCUAUUUUACGCCCGAGGGUUAUUCGGGUUAGUGGAUCACAGCCAUGGAACC